This is a messenger RNA of Strigops habroptila (Kakapo), 3966 nucleotides long. It is a transcript of the gene USP43, whose product is annotated as ubiquitin specific peptidase 43. The transcript has 15 exons. Gene Ontology annotation, molecular function: cysteine-type deubiquitinase activity. The record is from RefSeq and is a predicted model, not a curated record. Gene Ontology annotation, biological process: protein deubiquitination. The coding region runs from base 499 to 3072 and encodes 857 amino acids. NCBI's taxonomy places the organism in Eukaryota, Metazoa, Chordata, Aves, Psittaciformes, Psittacidae.
CUUCUCGCAGAGCCAGCCCGGGGGCGGAGCCGCCGCAUACAAAACCUCCCGCCCGGCCCCUUCGGCCGCGCACCGGCUCCGGCACCGGCGGCGAGGGGUGAUAACGCCCGCUCGGGGCCAUGCGCGCCGCGGCGAGGCUGAGGCCGGCGGGGCCGGGAGCGGGCGGCGGCCGCGUGGAGCCAUGAGCGCGGCAGCGGGGGCGCGGGGGGGAGCGGCCCCGGGCGGCGGCGGGGCGGCGGCGGCGGGAGCCCGGCGGGGCGGCGGCGGCGCGGGCUGCGCUCGUUGGGCAGCCUGGCGGGGCGGCUGCUCCGCUCCUGGGCGCGCCUGGCCGGGGGCCGCGGGACGCGCCGCGCCGCGCCCGAGGACGACGAGGGCGGGUUCCGGGGGGGCGGCCCCGGGGGCGAGCGGCGGCGGCGGCCCGGGGGGGCGGCGACGGGGGGCGACGGGGAGCGGCCGCCGGGCGCGCAGGGGCUGCGGAACCUGGGGAACACCUGCUUCAUGAACGCGGUGGUGCAGUGCCUCAGCAACACGGCGCCGCUGGCCGAGCUCCUGGCACUGGGCCGCUACCGCGCCCGCGGGGCCCGCGCCGAGGUGACCCACCGCCUGGCGGCCCUGGUCCGCGCCCUCUGGACCCGCGACUAUACGCCGCAGCUCUCCGCCGAGUUCAAGAACAUCGUCUCGAAGCACAGCGCCCAGUUUCGGGGCAACGCACAGCACGACGCCCUUGAGUUCCUGCUCUGGCUGCUGGACCGCAUGCAUGAGGACCUGGGUGCCACCUCCCCCUCACCACAGACCUGUGUCUCUGAGGAGCCUGGUGAGGACGGGAGUGGUGGUGCUGACAGCUCCUCACUGGCUGCCUGGCAUCCCCAUGGGCAGAGCUUUGUGCAGAGCCACUUCCAGGCACAGUACAGGUCCUCCCUGACCUGCCCUCACUGCCUGAAGCAGAGCAACACCUUCGACCCCUUCCUAUGCAUCUCCCUGCCCAUCCCGCUGCGCCAGACCAGGGCUCUCAAUGUCACCCUGGUGCUGCAGUGCGAGCGCCGGCGGUUCGUGCGCGUGGGGCUGGCUGUGCCCCUGAUGGGCACCGUCGCCGACCUGCGGAAGAUGGUGGCGCGGGAGGGAUGCAUCCCCCCAGAGCAGGUGAUCCUGGCCGAGGUGUCCCCACGAGGCCUCCUGCGCUCCCUGGGCGAUGCGGAGGAGCUGGGUGCUGCCGGGGAGGGGGCUCCCCUCUACGCCUUCCAGCCCCCCCCUGCCUGCCGCACAGGGUGCAGCCUGCCCGCCUCCCCCGGGGCCCCCCAGCCCGAGGGGCCGCGCCGGGGCCCGGCCGCUGCCCGCUCCUCCGACUGUCUGCACCACGGGGCGGGCGGCCGCAUCCUGCUGCUGCUCUGCAACACGGCGGGCACCGGCCCCCAGCUCGCCAGGUUCGGGCCGCCGCUGGUGCUGCGGGAGGAGAGGGGUGUCUCCUGGGAGCAGCUCCAGCAGAGCAUCCUGGCCCAGCUGCGGGCCCUGCUGCGGGGAGAGGUGCAGUCACAGGGCACAGGAGCCCUCUUCCGCAUCUGCCUGGCCGGGGGCUCAGCCCCCUGCACCUACCUGUCGCCGCAGGACCCCCGCCCUCUCUGCCACCCUGCCAUCGACAGAGCCCUGCAGCUGAGCGGGGCAGGUGGCCCUCCCCAUGUGAAGCUGACGGUUGAGUGGGAUGUGAGCACCAAAGAGCGCCUUUUCGGCAACCUCCAGGAGGAGGUGGUGCAGGAUGCGGAGAGCGUGCAGCUGCAGCAGCAAGCGCAUGGGCAGCAGCACAGCUGUACGCUGGACGAGUGCUUCCAGCUCUACACCAAGGAGGAGCAGCUGGCCCUGGAUGACGCCUGGCGCUGCCCGCACUGCAAGGUGCCCCAGCAGGGCACGGUGAAGCUGAGCCUUUGGACACUGCCCGACAUCCUCAUCAUCCACCUCAAGCGCUUUCGCCAGGUGGCUGAGCGCCGGCACAAGCUCACUACACUGGUGAGGUUCCCCCUGCGGGGUCUCGACAUGGCCCCUCACGUGGCGCAGCGGGGCCAGGCUGGUGGGAAGCUCUUGGGCCGCUGGGCCUGGCAGGGCCCCCCUCACCUGCGCCCAAGCUGCCCGCGUGACUCCCUCUACGACCUGUACGCCGUCUGCAACCACCAUGGCAGCUUGCAGGGCGGGCACUACACCGCCUACUGCUGCAACGCCCUGGAUGGGCAGUGGUACAGCUACGACGACAGCAGGGUGGAGGGGGUGCCGGAGGCCAAGGUGAGCACCCGCAGCGCCUAUAUCCUCUUCUACCAGCGCCGCAAGGCUGUGCCCACAUGGUCGGCCGGCAGCUCCAUCAGGGGCUCCCCGCUGGCAGAGCACUGGCUGUCCCGCCUGGGCAGCAACAUGGGGGACACAGCAGCUGCCCGGCCCUCCCUGCUCAGCACCCACGACACCACUGCCGCCCCAGAGAAAGGUGGCUUCGAGGCCAGGCCCUUAGUCCGGGGUGUCCAGCACCACAGCCUCAGCGCCCAGCUCUCUGCCACUGGUGGCCCGCCCCAGGCGGUGCCCCUGCGCCGGUCGUUCGGGUGCCGGGAGCAGGGCCCAGGGGAGCUCGUUGCUUACCUGGAGUCGGGGCGCCGGCCCCGCUGCACCCAGCGCUCCCUGCUCCCGCUUGGCAUGGGGGACACCCACCUGACACAGCCCGGCACCCCCCGAGCCUCCCGCCAGCCCCUCCGCGUGCCUGUGCUGCGGCGAGCUGCCAGUGCUGGUGCUGAGGGGUCCCUGCAUGUGCCUCCCAGAAGGCAGAGCGGGAAGGGCACAGGGGGGCUGCAGCAGGGGAAGGGGGAUGCGGGUGACCCCCGCGCCCAGCUGUCCCCCAGCCUGGCAGCCUUGGUGCACUUGCGGAGCUCGGCCAGCCUGCCCCUGCACGCCGAGGGGGGCCUGCGGCGCUCGGCCUCGCUGGGCAGGGGCGCAGGAGGCCCCCCCCUGCCCACCUGGGGACCCUCUGGGACAAUGCUGUGGCGGGGACAGCAGCUCACAGGCUUCCUGCAGCGUCCGUCUGUGCCUGAGUCCAGCUUCUGAGCCAUGGCCAGUGGGCAUCGCACUGAGGCUCCUGCCCUGGGGCUCCCAGACUGGGGGUGUCUCAACAAGAGGGCUUCUGAACCAGGGAAUCCCAAACAAGGGCAUCCCAAAGCAGGGUCAUCCUGAGCCAGGAACAUCCCAACCUGGGGGCAUCCCAAUCGAGGCAGUCAGGUAUCCCUAAGAUAGGUCAUCCCAAAAGAGGCUCCCAAACUGAGUCCAUCCCAAACCAUGGGAGGGCCUCCCAAACAGGGAGCAUCCUAAACCUCCCAAAUGAGGGCAUCCUGACUUGGGGCUCCUAAACCAGGGGCAUCCUAAACCAGGGGCAUCCUGAACCAAGGGCAUCCUGAGCUGGAGCCUCCCAACCCAGGGGCUACUGACCUUGGGGGAAUUCCAAACCAGGGUAUCCCAGCCCAGAGGCUCCUGAACAGGGGACAUCCUGAACUGGAGGUUCCGGAACAGGGAAUCCUGGCCUGGGGGCUCCUAAAUGGUUGGCACCCUGACUGAGGGCACCCCAACCCAGGGACAUUCCAAACCGGGGCAUCCCCAGCUGGGGGUUCCUGACCUGGGGACACCCGAAACCGGAGGCUCUGAAACCAGGGGCAUCCUGAGCCAGGAGUACCUUGAGCCAGGGGCACCACCCAGCCACCUCCCCAUGCCCUUGUCCAUGGAGCAGGCGGGCAGGGGCUCCCGGCCCUGCCAUCUCUAAGGCACAAGAGUAUUUAUGGUAGUGGGAGAGUUUUAUUCAGGUGCUUUUUGUUUCCUAAAAGGCAGCUGUUUGGGGGGCUGGGGGUCCCCACACCACACUCUAUGCAACCCAUGAUUCUUCCAGCCAGCUUUUGUACACAGGGGCUGCUGCCCACUGCACAUGGUUUCUAAUAAAGACACUGAAAGGAG